GAACAAAGAAAACCACUAAAAAUGACAAGUAGAAGACUUGAGGAGUCCAUGGGGGCUGUUCAAAUGGGGUUGGUCAAAAUGCUCAAAGGAUUCCAAAGCAAAGUUUUACCACCCCUGAAUCCAAAAGUGGUUGCAGAAGAAGAAGUAAACCAAAUGCUUACACCCUCAGAGUUCCUAAAAGAAAUGUCCCUCACCACGGAGCAGAAACUGGCAAACACACGUUCAAUGUGCCGACCACAGAUCAUCAAACUCUUAGAUAUGGGGGAAACAACACACCAAAAGUUUUCAGGAAUUGACCUGGAACAGGCAUUAUUCCAGCCCUUCCCAUCAGAAAUUAUAUUUCAGAACUACACUCCUUGUGAAGUCUAUGAAGUUCCACUGGUUUUGAGGAACAAUGACAAAAUUCCAAGAAUGGUGAAAGUUGUUGAGGAAGGUUCACCUUACUUUAAAGUAAUCAGCCCCAAAGAUGCCAGCCACAAAGUAGCUCCAGGAGUGCCAUCCAUAUUCCGAAUCCUCUUUACUCCAGAGGAAAACAAGGAUUACACCCAUAUGUUGACUUGUGUUACUGAAAGAGAAAAGUUUAUUGUGCCUAUCAAAGCUAGAGGUGCACGAGCCAUCCUAGAUUUUCCUGACAAGCUGAAUUUUUCCACUUGUCCAGUCAAAUACAGCACCCAGAAGAUUCUGCUGGUACGAAACAUUGGCAACAAAAAUGCUGUGUUUCACAUCAAAACUCAUAGGCCUUUCUCUGUAGCACCAACUACUGGAACUCUUAAUGUGGGAGAGUCCAUGCAACUGGAAGUGGAGUUUGAGCCACAGAGUGUGGGCAAUCACAGUGAAAGACUUAUUGUGGAUUAUGACACAGGUGAAAAGGUGUUUAUAUGUCUCUAUGGAGCUGCCAUAGACAUGAAUAUAAGACUGGAUAAGAAUUCCUUGAUCAUUGAGAAAACCUACAUAUCUCUGGCCAAUCAGCGAACAGUAACCAUUCACAACCGCAGUAACAUCAUUGCCCAUUUCCAGUGGAAAGUAUUUGCAACCCAGGAAGAGGAGGAAAGAGAAAAGCGUAGAAUCUGUGAUGAUCUGAUCAAAGAGGAAAAGGAUGAGACCGAUGAGUUUCUUGAAGAGUGCAUUAUUGAUCCUUUACUCCGAGAACAACUUUCCAUUCUGUCCCGCACCUUUGAGAAUCAGAAGAGGCUGGUUCAGGGAGACAGCAUGCUCUUCUUAGAUAGCAUUUUUACCAUGGAGCCCCUG
Molecule: messenger RNA, 1248 nt
Organism: Carlito syrichta (Philippine tarsier)
Lineage: Eukaryota; Metazoa; Chordata; Mammalia; Primates; Tarsiidae
Product: hydrocephalus-inducing protein homolog
Exons: 8
Biological process (GO): cilium movement; axonemal central apparatus assembly
Cellular component (GO): axoneme
Source: RefSeq, a predicted model, not a curated record